AUGGGAUGGCAAAUAUCCGACAUUCGAGAUAUUAGUCAUCUGGUGGUGAUGCACAAGAUUCAUUCGGAAUACGUUUAUAAAGCAUCGGAUCAAAGGCAAAGACGGCUAAAUAUGAAUAUGAAAGAAGUUGUUCAUAAGGAAAUAGUGAAGCUUCUAGAUGUUGGUGUCAUUAACCCCAUUCCAAUUGUGGAUGGGCUAUGCAAUCCACCGACCACUUUCCAAAGGUGCAUGACUUCCAUCUUUACCGAUAUGAUUGAGGAUAUCAUGGAAGUCUUCAUGGAUGACAUCUCAGUGUUUGGGGAGACCAACCUCGUUUUGAAUUGGGAGAAGUUCCACUUCAUGGUUGAAGAAGGAAUUGUUUUGAGCUACAACAUCUCAAAGGCCGGCAUUGAAGUUGAUAUAGCCAAAACGGAAGUGAUAGAGAAGCUUCCACCUCCAACCACCAUAAAGGGAAUUCAUGCCUUCUUAGGGCAUUGUCGGUUUUAUCGACGCUUUAUCAAAGAUAUCUCUUAUAUUGCUAAACCUUUGACUAACUUGCUUAUUAAGGAUUCAUCCUUUGAGUUUACUUAUGAAUGUAUGCUUGUGAUCUAUUACGCAAGCCGAACAAUGGCGGGACCGCAACUCAAUUACACCAUCACCGAGAAGAAAAUUUUGGCGGUGGUCUUUACUUUAGACAAGUUCUGGCAAUACUUGCUUGGCUCGAAGAUCCGGGAUAAGAAGGGUAUGAAAAAUGUGGUUGCGGAUCAUUUGUCUAGAUUGGAGAUUCCGGAGCCCAUUCCUAUUGGAUUUGAGGUUAAUGAGAGAUUCACUUAUGAGAUGCUAAUGAUGAUAUCCAAAGUUGAGACUCCUUGGGACGACAUGUUGAGAAGGUAUGUAGCCUUAAUACAAAUUUUGCCGAUCUUGAGCCAUUGUCAUGGGUCAGACUAUGCUGGGCAUUACGGAGCUUUUAGAACCGCCGCUAAAGCACUUGAAAGCGGAUUCUUUUGGACAACAUUGUUUAGAGAUGCCAAGGACUUCGUAGGCCAUUUUGAUCGAUGCCAAAGAGUUGCCAACAUAUCGAAGCGGGAUGAGAUGCCCUUGACCAUCAUCCAAGAAGUAAAGAUUUUUGAUGUGUGGGGGAUCGACUUUAUCGGACCUUUUCCUGUAUCUUUCAGAAACCAAUACAUUUUGUUGGGAGUUGACUAUGUUUCAAAAUGGGUAGAAGCAGAGGCGUUACCCACAAAUGAUACCAAGGUUGUAUUGAGACUCCUCAAGUGUUUGAUGAACCGGUUUGGGACCCCCAAGGGUGAUUAUUAG
This is a messenger RNA of Mercurialis annua (annual mercury), 1296 nucleotides long. RefSeq lists its product as uncharacterized. The coding region runs from base 1 to 1296 and encodes 431 amino acids. NCBI's taxonomy places the organism in Eukaryota, Viridiplantae, Streptophyta, Magnoliopsida, Malpighiales, Euphorbiaceae. The record is from RefSeq and is a predicted model, not a curated record. Gene Ontology annotation, molecular function: nucleic acid binding. The transcript is spliced from 5 exons.